This is a messenger RNA of Yarrowia lipolytica CLIB122, 1380 nucleotides long. The record is from RefSeq and is a predicted model, not a curated record. Lineage: Eukaryota; Fungi; Ascomycota; Dipodascomycetes; Dipodascales.
AUGGGUAUUGACAACCGCCGGCUGAGGAUCGACGUUCCAAAGGAGGAAAGAAAACGUGAUGGGUUACGCAAGCUGCGUGACCGGGUUAAACAGAGGGUCAGCUCGUUGGAGCAUAAAGUUGAUGCCUCUGAAGUGAAAACUCGGUCCCUGGAUAACGACAAGAAGCAGACUUGGAAGGUGAUGUCUGAGCUCAUGCAUCGCUUCGCACUCUCCGACGACGGCGCUGCUGAAUUGACUGGACCCUUUGGAAAGAUGAACUGCAGGUACCACCAGCAGGUCGACUGUCGGAUGGACACAGCCACUCUGGCCAAGUGGUUUGUUGCUCUUGCUCGGGCCGUCAACUCCAAGGAACAACCGGUGAUCCUCAUCCUUAACAACGUCCCUUUCCAUCACAAGGCUUGGAACAUUGCCAGGCUCUGGGAAGAAACGAAGGGGUUGACAGUCUUAUUCUUGAUUGAAAUAUCCACGUCCUCUACACAGCCUCUUGGCCUGAUCAUCGUUGGCGCUACCAAGAAGUGGGCAAAGACGCUGCUGGAUGAAUUCUACAUGGCUACCCAAAGCAUCAGUGGUCAAUGGGCCAAGGUCACCGCCCUGCACAAGAUCAACUACAUGAUCCAAUCGUGGGAAAAGCUAUUACAAAGUUUCAUAGCUAACUGCUUUGGAAGCAGUCCUGUGUUUGCUGACCACAAGUACGUUCUACCCUCCAAGUCUGUGCAGAAGCGCAUCGAUGCAAGACUAGCCAGACUUGGACUCAGAGACACCGGUUGUUCUGACGAUACGAAGGAAGAGCCAGAACCCGACGUGAACAUCAUCGAUGACGAACAGGAGGAUUCCGACAGUGAAGCGAUGGGGCCAGUCAACCCGUACCCUCCAGGGAACUCUCUGCAAGCCCUUUAUCAACCACCAUCAGCACCCUCUGGUUGUGAGGGCCCCGGAAAUCCAUCUCUGCCUCGUUUUCUUCCGACUCGUUAUGGCCCGAAUGGGAACCGACUUUCAGAUGCACCCUCUGUUCCCCCAAUGUGCACUAGUGAAUGCUGCAAACCCUCUCUCUCCUGGUUCCCCUCACCAUCAUCUUCCAAUGGCUACCCAUCUCCUCAGAAUGGAUCCCUCCUGCCUCACUCACCUUCCAGUGGAUACCCUCAGCCUCCUCUGUAUGGAUGCCCAUCUCCUCACUCGUCUUACAGUGCUCAGCCUCCUCUGAUGCUCAUCUCCUCACCCCUCUUCCAGUGGAUACUCCCAGCCUUCUCAGAAUGGAAAGCCGUCGGUUCACCCGUCUUCCAUUGGAUAUCCCCAGCUUCCUCAGAAUGGAUACCCUUCUCCUUUUGGGAACGGGUACCACCAGCUCUACUCCCCACAGCUCCAGCCCGUCCUAGUGAAUGA